AUGGCGGCGAUUGAGCCGAGUACCAAAGCCUGUUACGUCAACCCCUCCCGAAUCUCAAUUUCGGAAGGUCUCAAGCCAAAAGCUCAGCUCUACACAGGAUCAAGUUCACCGAAGAACUCGAUCCGUGGCCAUGUUUCAACGUUCUCAUUUUCGUCGCCCUGUAUCCUAGCUGUUCGUGCAAUCGUGCUCGGGGCCAUUUUUUACGGUUUCAAGCUCCUUGAUAUUGGUGGCUGUGUUCUACGGAUCGCAAAAGAGCGUAAGGCUCCAACUUAUACCGCUGAGGUACUGGUCAAUGAUAAGCAAAUGUGA
This is a messenger RNA of Penicillium manginii, 309 nucleotides long. RefSeq lists its product as uncharacterized. Bases 1 to 309 code for a protein of 102 amino acids. Lineage: Eukaryota; Fungi; Ascomycota; Eurotiomycetes; Eurotiales; Aspergillaceae. The transcript has a single exon. The record is from RefSeq and is a predicted model, not a curated record.